ACGUGGGCCUCACCGUUCAGAAUCGCACGUGUGCCUAUAUAGCUCUCCGCUAGUCUUCCGCUGCUACUUCGACCGAGAGCGAGACAGAGAGAGAGAGAGAGAGAGAGAGAGAGAGAGAGAGAGAGAGAAAGAUAGAGAUAUAGAGAGAGAGCGUACUUAACGUGAGGCUGCAUCGUAGAGCAUCAGAUAGAGAGGAGGAGAGACGCAGCGAGGAGGCGCUAAUAGUUUGCUUACGUUGUCUGUCGGUAACAUAGGAGGAAAGGAAGCAAGGAAGGAAGGCAGGAAGCAAGGAAGGAAGGCAGGAAGCGAGGAAAAGAAUCGUCAGCGAUAUGAGAAGAGCGACGGAAAGAAACGGUGUCGUGGUCGGUUGGCUGCUGGCGUUCGUCGUGCUGCUACACACCGUAUCGGCGCAAUUCUACACAAAGUCCGGCGAGGGUAACCUGCCGCGAAUCGGACGUCGGUCGGACACGUUCUCGCUGACAGACGACGCCGCGCCGACGUUCCAUUCGAGUUACGGCGCCGCGCAACGACAUCGAUUCAACGACAAGCUCGCCGGUGUGAUUGACAGAAGAGGAGACAUUGCCCGCGUGUUGACCUAUCUCAGGCGCUUGGAAAACGGCAACUCCGAUUCUUUUUGAAGGGAUCGUCGCAGUAUGACGUCAUCAUCAUCAUCAGUGGCGACGACGGCGGAGGCGGAGAAACGUGGACCCCCCAUGAUAUCGCUAAACGUGGAAAAAACUAAACCCUCACCGAUAAGCGUGAGUUUCACUUUUGAACUGAUCCAAAAAAAUGACCGGAAGUAAAAACAUGGCGCCAAUAACCGCGGGCGCCCUCUAGCGGUCACCUCACGCACGACAUGGCGCGCAAAUACGUAUAUUAAGUUUCCGCGCGGUGGUGCAAAUGAAGCGCGACUGCGAUGGCGUGCGAAGAUGCUUUGAUUAUUGUUAAAUGUGUAUUUUAAUUGAAAUCUAAAUAGAUCGGUUUUGUUCUCAUUCAGAAGGGACUUUGUCUUUGGUAUGUACGUGCGUUUUAUAAGGGUUAAACAUACAACGCGUAGCAUCGCUCAGUUUCUCUAGCUUGCUCUCUCU
Molecule: messenger RNA, 1088 nt
Organism: Priapulus caudatus
Lineage: Eukaryota; Metazoa; Priapulida; Priapulimorpha; Priapulimorphida; Priapulidae
Exons: 3
Coding region: 330-638 (102 amino acids)
Source: RefSeq, a predicted model, not a curated record